Alternaria ventricosa is the source of this 702-nucleotide messenger RNA. RefSeq lists its product as uncharacterized. The transcript has 3 exons. Gene Ontology annotation, cellular component: endoplasmic reticulum membrane; mannosyltransferase complex. Gene Ontology annotation, molecular function: mannosyltransferase activity. NCBI's taxonomy places the organism in Eukaryota, Fungi, Ascomycota, Dothideomycetes, Pleosporales, Pleosporaceae. Gene Ontology annotation, biological process: GPI anchor biosynthetic process. Bases 1 to 702 code for a protein of 233 amino acids. The record is from RefSeq and is a predicted model, not a curated record.
AUGCGCCUCUCCGCCGGGCUGCUCUGCAUCGUCACACAGGCCUGGACGGUGAAUGCCAACGUCGAGAAGACGAUAUUCCUUGGUCCCAGCCCUGUGACUCUCUCCAAUGUCCGCCCCGGGCUAGAUGACCUCGGCCUGCACUACCUGUCGCCCUCGUCCACCAUCCUCCCGAUCCGAGUCCCUGUCCAGUUUCCCACCGAGUCGCUGCCCCGCGGUCUCGAGUCCUGGUACCUGCUUCGCGGCCUGCAAGACGGCAGGAGGUACGAGGUGCGCAUCUGCUGGCCGGCCACCCAACCCACCGACUUCUGGCUUGACACCUACUCAGUCACCCACGUAUUUGAUACUCCCGACUUGAUACCCUCGUUAUCAGAGUAUAGCUCAGUCAUUCGACGCGACCCAGUGGACGACGACGGAAACACCAAGGAAGCGCCGCCUGCAGCUCCAGAGUCGGUACUGUUCUUGCGCCUCCAGGCUGCAGCGUCCUACUAUUCGACCAAUCGCACAUUGAUGGACUACCCGCCUCCAGUUGAUGUCGACAUCAUACUCGAUCCCUUCAUACUGAACGUCUUCCCGCAAUCACUUGGCCCAAUCGCGAUAUACAUCACCGCAGUCGGUGUAGGAGCCUGGUUUCUCUCCGGCUACAUCUACCGCUGGCUACUGUCUGUCGCUGCAGACUCACCCAACAAACCGCAUACCGAUUGA